Messenger RNA from Labeo rohita (rohu), 3707 nucleotides. RefSeq names its product adhesion G protein-coupled receptor F5. The record is from RefSeq and is a predicted model, not a curated record. Bases 148 to 3354 code for a protein of 1068 amino acids. NCBI's taxonomy places the organism in Eukaryota, Metazoa, Chordata, Actinopteri, Cypriniformes, Cyprinidae. The transcript has 14 exons. Gene Ontology annotation, biological process: cell surface receptor signaling pathway; G protein-coupled receptor signaling pathway. Gene Ontology annotation, cellular component: membrane. Gene Ontology annotation, molecular function: G protein-coupled receptor activity.
CCAACAACAACACCAGAACCAACAACAACACUGGAGCCAACAACAACACCGGAACCAACAACAACACCAAAACCAACAACACCGGAACCAACAACAACACCAGAACCAACAACAACACCAACACCAACAACACCGGAACCAACAACAAUGGCAGCAUCAACAACAACAGCGGCACCAGCGACAACUCAAAAACCAGCAACGACACCAAAACAGGUAAUAAAGCCACAAACAACAACACCGAAACUGACAACAAAGUCACAACCAACAACACCGAAACUGACAACAAAGCCAAAACUGACAACAAAGUCACAACCAACAACACCGAAACUGACAACAAAGUCACAACCAACAACACCGAAACUGACAACAAAGCCGAAACUGACAACAAAGUCACAACCAACAACACCAAAACCGGCAACAAAGGCGCAAACAACAACGCCGAAACCGGCAACAACGCAACCAACAGCAGGACCAGCAACAACACCAGAGCCUGUAAAUCGUAAGAUGUCACUGGCAAUAGACGAGACUUUUGAUGCAAGCCUGAAUAACCAAAACAGUGACAAAUUCAAGAAAUACAAAUCAGACAUUGAGAAUGCAAUCAGUAAGAGCUACAAGGAUGUAAAAGGUUUCAUUUCUGCUACUGUCACUGGUUUUAGGCCUGGAAGUGUGAUCGUAGACUUCUUUAUUACAACAUCUGAGGAGAUAAAGACUUCUGGGGAGAUAAGCCAAGCAAUUCAGACCAACAUGAAAGUGCUCAAUUUCAAUAUUGAUCCACUUUCAGUAGCUCAAACUGAUAACAAAAACAUGCGGACAAGAGACGCUGUGUUUCCUGAACAAGACAUGACACUCUUCUGUGAUGCCACCAACCUUCUUGGAAAUAUAGCCUGGAGAUUUCAAGGAGAAAACAUACAGCCUAGCAGUCAUUAUGUGUUCUCAUCAGAUCUUGUCUCCCUCACAGUCAAGAGUGUUAACAUCGGUGAUAAUGGUCGUUAUGAAUGUUUGUAUGAUGCAACCACAGGGCCUCAUAUUAUCUGGGACAGAAUUGACUACAUUAAGCCAUAUCCUAGUAUGCAAGUGCCUACUAACAAGACAUACAGAUGUGAAAAUCGUGUUGUUGAACUCGAAUGCUGUGUGCAUUCUGAUUACUCAGUACAAUGGGUGCAGGACAUAAAAAGCAACAAAGUUGAUUUGCUGAGAUGUAUUACAAAACUAGUCGAUAUCACAACUGAAAGUUCAUGUGAUAAAACUAUCAUAUAUGCCUGCAAACUGGACAACACAGCUCUACUUGGAUUUUCAUAUAGCUCAAGGGCUGUGCAACUGGUUGUUUCCAAAGCUAUACCGCAAACCCCAAACAGCCCUGUCACAUGCUAUAGUGAGAUAUAUGGUUUUGGAAACGUUGAUGACACUGCUGUAGGAGAUUGUGACAAAGAAAAAGUUGGCUUCAGGAAAGGAGUGUGUGCUUCUAAUGGCUCUUGGGUAACAGUAAAGGACACCUGUGUUCUUCGAAUAAUUGAUCAACUGGAACAGGAAUCACAGGGUUUAGAUGCUGAAACGUUAACAGAUUUUGUGCAUAAAGUAGACAAUGCCACCAAAAACAAUGAAGAAGCAAUAGUUAAAUCUGAAGCGACAGUUACAGCAAUGGUGGAAAUACUCAACAAUAUUGCAGAUGUCACUCAAACGUUUAAGCUGGAUGAAGUUGUGAUAUCGAGUUUCCUCAGUAUAGUGGAUAUCAUUACAUCAGACACAGUGAAACCUGUAUGGCAACAGCUAAAUUCAAAUGGCGAAAGCCAAGGCCACAGCUCUCAACUCCUGAAUGCCAUUGAAAGCAUUAUAAAAGCGGCAUCAGACACCGAUUUCAACAUAACUAGUCCAACCAACUCAUUCCUGUUAAAAAAAGUAACAACAUCCGAAGACUUCAAUGAAGUAUUAAGGCUCAACUCAACAGCUGAAAUAAUCAUCCCAGAUAUUACAUCUAGUCACAAAAACAUUACAAUCACAACAGUGGCCUUCUCCUCCCUGGGCAACGUUAUGCCUGCAAGAAAUCGUAGCGAUAACCUAAAUACAACUGAAAAUGUCAUCAACGGACUCAUUGUCAUAGUGAAUACAAGCAUAUCUAUCAACAACAUACAGCUGAAGUUUGACAAACUCAGAAAUUCAGUAACUCUAAAUAAUGAUUCAGUAAACCUAGGGAACCUCCAAUGUGUUUUCUGGGAUUUUAAACUUUUUAAUGGCUCUGGGGCAUGGGACUCGACAGGAUGUGAGGUCAUACGGGUAAACGGCAGUGACACGUGCCACUGUAAUCACACCACUUCGUUUUCAGUACUGAUGUCCCCUUAUGCUCCUGAAGAACUUGCUUUGUCCAUCAUUACAUACGUUGGUGUUGCUAUUUCAAUAGCCAGCUUGCUUGUGUGCCUGAUCAUUGAAAUUAUCAUCUGGAAGGACGUAUCUAGAAACUCUACAUCACACGUUCGGCACGUAUCCUUAGUCAAUAUUGCUAUUUCUCUCCUGAUCGCUGACAUUUGCUUCAUGAUCAGCGCUGCUGUUGUAAAGCCCGGAACGGAUUUUACUGGUUCAUGUAGUGCUGCAGUGUUUUUCACCCACUUCUUCUACCUGUCGCUGUUCUUCUGGAUGCUGGUCUCCGCCGUUCUGCUCCUCUACCGCUCCACUAUGGUCUUUUCUCACUUGUCCAAAGCGGUCAUGAUGGCAUCAGCCUUCAUUGUGGGCUACGGCGCACCUCUCCUCAUCGCGGUUAUUACCGUCGCCUCCACCGCUGGAAAUAAACACUACGUCACACGGAAUGAAGCAUGCUGGCUGAAUUGGAAUGACUCCAAGGCCCUUCUGGCUUUUGUGGUACCAGCUCUGGUCAUUGUGGCUGUCAAUAUUACUAUUGUGGUAAUUGUUUUAGUGAAAAUGCUCAAGAGGGGAGUAGGAGAGAGCAACAGAGAUGAAAAGAACACCUUGGUGAUGAUUCUCAGAUGUGUGGCUAUUUUGACGCCCAUCUUCGGCAUCACUUGGGGUCUCGGCUUGGGCAUCAUGGUAGAGCCUAAAGCUUUGGCCAUCCAUUACUUGUUUGCAAUCUUCAACUCUUGUCAGGGUUUCUUCAUAUUGGUCCUUGGAACACUGAUGGAAAAGAAGGUUCGGGAGGCACUUAAAAGAAGAUUGAGAAUCACUAGACGCACUGGAUCCCAUGCCAUACAUACUUCGAGCUCUGGAACCCAUACUUAUGGUAGAAGCAGUUCUUCCAACAGAACGACUCUUACAGAUGUUUUUAACACCCUUAUGAGAAGAGGGAGGCAUCCUCGGGCAAAUUCCUCAUACAACUCUGGAGCAUCAGAAGGUUUUCUAAAUGCUUAGCGGGACAGACAGGCGCCUUAAUUUCCUGUCAGAAUGUCUUUGAAAUACUGGCUUCAGUGCCACAGGCACAACUUCAUACUGAAAAUGUUAGAUUUCUGUCUAGUAGAGUGUCUUUUCAAAUGCUUCCUUUUGCAGUUGAUUGCAAUUUGAAUCUUGAAUAUUCAGUACUUUUUUCAUGUUUUCUAUUGGAAGACCAGAUUGGCUCAUUUAGAUUAAAACAUCUGUAUGUACCAAAUUAGACUUCUUAUGUGCACACGGUUUUAUGAAAACAGAAAUUGCAUUCAGGUUUCUGUUUGAACACUGUUUAGUGUACCGACACCUUUUGUCUUUGUCUCUCUAUUAAAACCUUGAAU